CGCUGGGCGCCUCCCCCAUUCAGCUUGCAUGACACGGGGGGGGCCCCGGUGCAGAGGGGGGGCUGGGCCCUGUGGGGUUAAUGAGUGACUGCCCUGGGGGUCGCAGUGCAGGAUUUCACUCUCGGCUGGCUCUGCCCCACGGCGGGGGGGCUGACACUGGGCAACCUUCGCUCACAGCCUGGCCGGCCGCAGUGGGCACAAUGCUGGGGCGUGGGGGGCGCUGGCUGCAGCAGGCGUGGGGGGCGGCCUCAGGCCCCCCCCAGCCGGCUCCCCGUGGGGCCCAGCUCAGCUUUGACGGCGCCGUCUUCCGGCUCAAGAGCGGCUGGGAGCUGGUGCGGGGGCUGCUGGUGUUCCGGCUGUGCGCCCUGCCGGGGCUGGUGCACCGGGCCCCCACGCUGCUCUCCGUGUCCCGGAGGCUGCUGGGGCGCCGGCUCUGGGGGUCCCUGCUGCGCGCCUCCUUCUACGGGCAGUUCGUGGCGGGGCAGACGCCCCCCGAGGUGGGGGUCACAGUGCAGCGCCUCCGUGCCCUGGGGCUGCGCCCCCUCCUGGCCGUGCCCAUCGAGGAGGACGUGGGGCAGGACAAGGAAGGGGAGGGCUGGUACGAGGGGAACCGGGGGGCCGUGCUCGGCUGCGUGGGGCUCUCGGCCCAGGGGGGACCCCAGCCCAUGAUGCAGCUGAAGGUGACGGCCCUGAUGAGCGCCUGGCUCUGUAGGACGGUGUCGCUGCAGCUGGAGGAGCCGGGGAGGAGGUCGGAGCUGAGCACGGACAGGCUUGCGGCCGUGAUGGGUGGAGAGGAGGCGAACUUCUCCGGCCUGAGCCCCGCCGAGAACCGGCACCUCCAGGCCUCCCUGCUGCGGCUGGACGGGGUCACCCAGCGGGCGGUGGAGGCGGGUGUGCGGGUGCUGGUGGAUGCCGAGUACACCUACGUGAACCCCGCGCUGACGCUUGUCACCCUGGCGCUGAUGGGGCGUUGGAAUCGCACCCAGCCCUGGGUGUGGAACACCUACCAGUGUUACCUGCAGGACUGCCUGGCGCGGCUCGGUGCGGACGCGGCGCUGGCCGAGCGUCGGGGCUUCUGUUUCGGGGUGAAGCUGGUGCGUGGGGCCUACUUGGAGCAGGAGCGGCGGCUGGCGCGGGAGCGGGGAUACCCUGACCCCCUGCACCCCACCUGGGAGGCCACCAACCACAGCUACGAGCGCUGCCUGGACCUGCUGCUGGAGCUGGUGGCUCGGGACGGGCAGCGGUGCCAGCUAAUUGUGGCCAGCCACAACGAGGCCUCUGUGAGCCACACCGUCCGCAGGAUGGAGGAGCUGGGCAUUGCCAAGGACGGAGGGGCUGUCUGCUUCGGGCAGCUGCUGGGCAUGUGUGACCACGUCUCCCUGGCCUUGGGCCAGGCUGGGUACGCCAUCUACAAGUCGAUCCCCUACGGGGCGGUGGAGGACGUGCUGCCGUACCUGGUGCGCCGGGCCCAGGAGAACCAGAGCGUGCUGCAGGGCACCCGCAAAGAGCGGGACCUCCUCCGCCAGGAGCUCUGGAGGCGCCUGCAGCGCCGCCCCUGAGGAACCCCGGCGUCCGAGAGAACCGCUGCCCCCCAGAACCCGUCCUGCUCUUUCCCCCAGAGACUGUGGGAGUGGGGGCCUUGGCCUGAGUCAGUCAGC
Caretta caretta (loggerhead turtle) is the source of this 1658-nucleotide messenger RNA. RefSeq names its product proline dehydrogenase 2 (gene PRODH2). Gene Ontology annotation, molecular function: FAD binding; proline dehydrogenase activity. The record is from RefSeq and is a predicted model, not a curated record. Gene Ontology annotation, cellular component: mitochondrion. Lineage: Eukaryota; Metazoa; Chordata; Testudines; Cheloniidae.